Xiphophorus maculatus (southern platyfish) is the source of this 349-nucleotide messenger RNA. RefSeq names its product translocase of outer mitochondrial membrane 6 (gene tomm6). Gene Ontology annotation, cellular component: mitochondrial outer membrane translocase complex. Lineage: Eukaryota; Metazoa; Chordata; Actinopteri; Cyprinodontiformes; Poeciliidae. Bases 26 to 220 code for a protein of 64 amino acids. The record is from RefSeq and is a predicted model, not a curated record. The transcript is spliced from 3 exons.
CUCGCUGCCACCUUCUGCUAGCACGAUGAGCGGUUCAAACGUGAAAGGGAGUUUUCCAUCCCGGGUGUCUGCGUGGAUCAGCUCGACGUACCGCUUUGCGACAGACAGAAACGACUUUAGGAGGAAUCUUCUGGUUAACCUGGGUUUGUUUGCCGCUGGAGUCUGGGUCGCUAGAAACCUCUCAGAUUUCGACUUGAUGUCUCCUCAGCCGGUGACUUAACCUUAGCUGCUGAUCUUGACCAAAAACAGGAUGAUUAAAUCUUGGACCAACAAAGAAGAAGGGAGGGACAUGAUGAAACACUUGGAAAACAAAAUAUUUUUGUUUACAUGACAUUGUUUUUCUCCUAUG